Messenger RNA from Hipposideros armiger (great roundleaf bat), 882 nucleotides. Its product is annotated as zinc finger protein 2 homolog. The record is from RefSeq and is a predicted model, not a curated record. NCBI's taxonomy places the organism in Eukaryota, Metazoa, Chordata, Mammalia, Chiroptera, Hipposideridae. Gene Ontology annotation, cellular component: nucleus. The transcript has 2 exons. Gene Ontology annotation, molecular function: RNA polymerase II cis-regulatory region sequence-specific DNA binding; DNA-binding transcription factor activity, RNA polymerase II-specific. The annotation marks the transcript as partial. Gene Ontology annotation, biological process: regulation of transcription by RNA polymerase II.
UACAACUGUAGAGAAUGUGACAAAUCCUUUAACCAGCGUUCAAGCUUUAUUGAACAUCGGAAAAUUCAUACUCGAGAGAAAGCUUAUAGAUGUAGAGAGUGUGGUAAAGCCUUUACCUGCAACUCUACACUUACUGAACACUAGUGAAUUCAUACUGCAGAGAAGCCUUACAAAUGUAGAGAAUGUGGCAAAGCUCUUAAGCACAAUUCAAGCCUUUAUCGACAUAAGAGAAUUCAUACUGGAGAGAAACCUUAUAGAUGUAGAGAAUGUGGCAAAGCCUUUCACCGGCGUUCAAGCUUUAUUGAACAUCAGAGAAUUCAUACAGGAGAGAAGCCUUACAAAUGCAGAGAAUGUGGCAAAGCCUUUACUCGGCACUCAAGUGUUGCUGUACAUAUGAGAUUUCAUACUGGACAGAAGCCUUACAAAUGUAGAGAAUGUGGCAAAGCCUUUCAACAGUGUUCAGAACUGACUGUACAUAAGAGGACUCAUACUGUAAAGAAGCCUUAUAGAUGUGGAGAGUGUAGCAAAGCCUUUACCUGUAACUCUACUCUUACUAAACAUCAGAGAAUUCACACUGGUGAGGAACCUUACAGGUGUAAGGAGUGUGGUAAAGCCUUUAACUGGAAAUCAAUUCUUACUUCACAUCAGAGAACUCAUAUGGGGGACAACCUUUACAAAUGUAGAGAAUGUGACAAAACCUUUGGGCACCAUUCAAGCCUUACUCGACAUAAGAGAUUACAUACUGGUUACAAACUUACAGACACAAGGAAUGUGGUACAGCCUUUAAUCUGUAUUCAGUCCUUUACAUUAGAAAGUUCAUACCAGAGAGAAGCCUUAUAAAUGAAGACAAUGUGGCAAACAUUUUAAACAGUGCUCAAAAUC